Molecule: messenger RNA, 2659 nt
Organism: Thalassophryne amazonica
Lineage: Eukaryota; Metazoa; Chordata; Actinopteri; Batrachoidiformes; Batrachoididae
Product: protein quaking-A-like
Exons: 6
Coding region: 1-642 (213 amino acids)
Molecular function (GO): RNA binding
Source: RefSeq, a predicted model, not a curated record
AUGGAAGGGUGCGGAGGGAAAGACAAUUUGAAGAAGAUGCAGCUGAUGGAGUUGGCGAUUCUCAAUGGGACAUACAGAGACAACAAUAUCAAAACGCCAGAUGAAUGCGCUCCCUUAGCUGCCGUGGUGGUUGCGGCGGCAGCAGCUGCUCAGGGCCCCCGUCUCAUAGCGGCCCCUACAGGUCAGGUGUUGCCUCCCCCGGCACUCCGGCCACCAACACCAGCCGGGGCACCCAUCAUGAACCUCAUCCGGCCCACACAGAUGGCUGCUAUGCUGCCUAAUGGAACGCCCACCCUGGUGCCUCCCACACCGGAUGGUGGGCUUAUCUACACCACCCCUUACGAGUACCCUUACGCCCUGGCACCCACCUCCCUGCUGGAGUACCCCAUUGAGCACAGUGGGGUUCUAGGUAAGAGAGCCUGGGGAAGCAUGGGUGCAGCAGGUACAGCGGCCAGCUUUAGCCAUCCUGGACAGGAGGCCAGCUUGUUUUACCCCGGAGCUGGGGUGUUGGAUGCGGCUUCCCUGAGCCACAGUCAGGACUUAUUGAAAGGUGCAAUGGCUACUAAAGUGAGACGGCAUGACACGCGGGUCCAUCCUUACCAAAGGAUUGUGACCGCUGACAGAGCCGCCACCGGCAACUAACACAUGACCUUCUGACCUCUGAACUCUUCACCCAAUGACGAGCCGCCCCAAGCCUGCCUGCUGAUCAGUUAACUGGUAAUUGCCUUUUGCUAGCCUCUCGGACGCAAGUGAGAAAGAAAGAGAGAGGCGCCAGCCCAAACAUUUACCCUAACACGCUCUGACAAAAAAAAACAAAAAAAAAAAGAGGACAGAAAGAAAAAAACAGAAAACGCAGAAUCUUCACAGAAACACAACAAAACCCAACAUGUUGUGUAAUAUUCAUUACCCCCCUCUGUUCAUUGAGUUCAAUUCCCAUUCUUUCUCUUUCUUUUUCUUCAUAAGUCAUGUACUGGGUGGAUGUGUUUGUGUUUUUACUCAUGAAUCUGCACUGAAUUAUAUAGCAAUAAAGACCCCCCCCCCCCCCCCCCAAGCCUACCCGCCCACUCUCCUUUAUCCUCUUAAUUUGACCCUCAGUUUUGCAAAUUAAAUUUCAAAGUUUGCAUUUGAUGCAAACAAUUUGGAUUGAGAGCAAUGACAUCAUCCCUCUGCAAAAGAAAGGGGGAGGAAAAUAAAAAAAUUAGGGCUCCCCCACCCUGUUCCAACACCCACUCACUGGGACGGAAAAAGAAACAGAAGGAAAGAGAACGUGCACUCACAUUAACAUGUUUAAUUCCUGUCAUGUUUCACAUGUAGUGCCGUUGUUGAGCUCCAAAAUGUAAUGAGCUGACACAUUCUGGGUGUGCUCCCCCCCCUCAAAACGGCUUUCUUGCUGUUUGUUGUUAAAAAAGCAUGGCUGAAAUGAUUGCAAAUAAGCUUUUUAUGAUUUGGGUUUUCAUUUCUUUACUUUUGUGUCAUUUUUCUUCACUUGGUUUUUGUUUCUGUUGUUCAUAUUUGACUAAUUAGCAUCGCUUAAGCUGACGAGUUGGAGAACGGCUCAGUUAAAAUAAAAAACGCAUGCAGAUGUUUUAAGCAGGCUGCUCAAACUAAGAAAUGAAGGGUGAGAUGGGAAGGCUAAUUUAAGCUCAUGGGUGUGUGUUUGUUUUUUUUUUUUAAUUAUUAUUAUUAAUACAAUGAAAAUAGGGUGAGCUGAGGUUUAGGGGACACUGAGAGGGUGCAGAUUGUUUCUGCGUCCCCGCCCACACUACAUCCUUUUUAUAUAGUGCCUGAUGUAUUUAGAGAAAACAAAUCUCAAUGAGUUCGCUGUGAUCAGAAAGUGUUGUGUGCGUAUGUAGCCAAAGGGGUUUCCAAUGAAUUAUAUAUCAGCAAUUGUGCACCUGUCUCACAGAGGGCUCUCACUGCGAUUCUCCUGAUUGGACAGGUGUAAUUUCUGGUGCCUGCCUUCAGGUGGAAUAGACAGCUAGUCAAGUGUUUUUUUGUUUUGUUGUUUUUACCCACAAGAAAUUAACACUAAAAUCAACAUGCUAAUCAUAUACAAUCUUAGGGGGAAGGGCCCUUAGUACAUGUUUUUAUCUCCUGUGUUGUCAUUAUCAUCCAAAGCCACAUUGCUAACAGGGCAUUGUUUUGUUGUUGUUUUUUCUUGUUUGUUUUUGUGCAUUGCAACAUUUUAGUCGGUUUAUAUCGUUAAGCCCAUUUUAAACAUCCUGGCAUUUGGGUUGCAAAAUUUGGCAUGUGGCCCUCAUGUGAGUAGGAAAACCUAUUUCAAGUUUUAAUUGUUUUAGUGAGAACUCAUUUAUCUCUACAAAUGCGCAUCCACAAUGUGUCACACCUCCCUGUGGUCGCAGUCUAACUCCUGAGCCCACAAUCAUUUAACUUUCUCAAGAAGAAAAAAAUAAUAGGAUGUGAAAGCCAUGCCUGCCUGUUCAAAUUGCUUUAUACAUACGUCUUAUAUACCUAUAAAUAUAUAUAAAUAUAUAAAAAUGUAGAUAUCUGUCAUUACAUAUACAAAUACAGAAGAGAACAAAAAAUAGAUAAUUUUACAGGGUGCUGGAGAUGAAGAAAUUUUAAUCUAUUUUUGCCAAUUUUAGCUUUUGAUACUUAACUUGCAGUUAGAAAAUCUAAAAAAAAAAAAAAAAAAAAA